AGAGCGCCGUGUUGGCUUCCGGGAAGCAAAGAUGGCGCUGGGUCCGUGCUGCACUGUUCCUGUCCUUGAGCCCAGGCCCUGAGGUGAGGCUGAGAAGUGGCGCGGAGGUGAGCCCAGAGCUGUCCCUGAGGUGAGGCUGAGAAUAAGUGCAAGGCAGAGGUGCUGCUGAGGAAGGAGAGCCCCGUGGUGGGGAACAGGCGAAGGUGCCCAUCCCGAGAAGGUGCUGUGUCCAUCCCCUGUGUGCCAGGAUUUGUCCUUCCCAAAGCUUGGGCGGAUGGAGGAGGAGGCUGCGAGGAAGAGGAAGAUGCCUUGGGCCCCCCAGGCAGGCCCCGAGCUGAGGACGGAGAGCCCGGAGGACAAAUCCCCCCGUGAGACCCUGGUGGGAGAGGCCGUUUUGAAGGGCUCCCCGGCGCAGGAAGGCAGCGGGGAGGAAAAGGGCCGGAGAUCCCCCCGCAGGAGGGGCUCCAAAGCCAGCCCAGGGUGCUCUGAGGAGGAAAGAGCCAGCCUGUGCCAGGAAGGCGGCCGGAGCUUGAGGCGGAGCUCUGAGCUGGUGGUCCCUGAGCAGCCUCCCAGCAGAGAAAAGCCCUUCAGAUGCUUGGAAUGUGGAAAGAGCUUCAGGCAGAGCUGUGACCUCCUCAAGCACCAGCACAUCCACACUGGGGAACGACCCUACUCAUGUGGGGAAUGUGGGAAGAGCUUCAGGGACAGCUCCACCCUCCGCACCCACCAACGCAUCCACACUGGAGAACGGCCCUACAAGUGUGGGGAGUGUGGGAAGAGGUGUCGGACCAGCUCAGAUCUCGUCGUGCACCAGCGGACGCACACGGAUGAGAGGCCCUUCCGCUGCACCGACUGUGGGAAGGCCUUCAAGCAGAACUCUCACCUUGUCACCCACCGGCGCAUCCACACCGGGGAGAGGCCCUACAAGUGUGGGGAGUGUGGGAAGAGCUUUAGCCACAGCUCCCACCUGAUCCGGCACAAGCACAUCCACACAGAAGAACAGCUCGAAGAAGGGGAUUUGUCCUUCCCAAAGCUUGGGCGGAUGGAGGAGGAGGCUGCGAGGAAGAGGAAGAUGCCUUGGGCCCCCCAGGCAGGCCCCGAGCUGAGGACAGAGAGCCCGGAGGACAAAUCCCCCCGUGAGACCCUGGUGGGAGAGGCCGUUUUGAAGGGCUCCCCGGCGCAGGAAGGCAGCGGGGAGGAAAAGGGCCGGAGAUCCCCCCGCAGGAGGGGCUCCAAAGCCAUCCCAGGGUGCUCUGAGGAGGAAAGAACCAGCCUGUGCCAGGAAGGCGGCUGGAGCUUGAGCCAGAGCUCUGACCUGGUGGUCCCUGAGCAGCCUCCCAGCAGAGAGAAGCCCUUCAGGUGCUUGGAAUGUGGGAAGAGCUUCAGUCAGAGCUCUCACGUGCUCCGACACCAGGACAUGCACACUGGGGCACGUCCCUACACGUGUGGAGAAUGUGGGAAGAGCUUCAGCCAGAACUACCACCUCCGCACCCACCAGCGCAUCCACAGUGGGGAACGGCCCUACAAGUGUGAGGAAUGUGGGAAGAGCUUCAGCCGGAGGUACCACCUCUGCACCCACCAGCGCAUCCACAGUGGGGAACGGCCGUACACAUGUGAGGAAUGUGGGAAGAGCUUCAACCGGAGCUUUCACCUUCGUUCCCACCAGCACAUCCACACUGGAGAAUGUCCUUACACGUGUAGGGAAUGUGGGAAGAGCUUCAGUCACAGCUCCACCCUCCGCAAACACCAUCGCAUCCACACUGGGGAACGGCCCUACAAGUGCUUGGAAUGUGGGAAGAGGUUUCCAACCAGGGGGAAUCUCUACACGCAUGAGCGGACGCACACGGAUGAGAGGCCCUUCUGCUGCACCGACUGCGGGAAACGGUUCAAGGAGAAAUCCCAUCUUGUCACCCACCGACGCAUCCACACCGGGGAGAGGCCCUACAAGUGUGGGGAGUGUGGGAAGAGAUUCACCCAGAUUGGUGUCUUGACCAAACACCAACGGACCCACCAGUAA
Molecule: messenger RNA, 2017 nt
Organism: Pseudopipra pipra
Lineage: Eukaryota; Metazoa; Chordata; Aves; Passeriformes; Pipridae
Product: zinc finger protein 418-like
Exons: 6
Coding region: 275-2017 (580 amino acids)
Biological process (GO): regulation of DNA-templated transcription
Molecular function (GO): DNA-binding transcription factor activity, RNA polymerase II-specific; RNA polymerase II cis-regulatory region sequence-specific DNA binding
Source: RefSeq, a predicted model, not a curated record